GCCAGGGCUUUACGCAAGAAGAAAUGAGAAGAUGAAGUAAGCUCGAGUUACUUCCCAGUGCACGUGUGAGCGCUUAAAUAGGUUGAAGUUGAUCGGAGGGCACUACAGGAAAGAGCGUAAUUACCGACGGGAAUGUACCGACGGCCUUUAGGCCUUCUGUAAAGUGUUGGUCACAUAAUAUACUGAAGGCAUGUAGGCCUUCGCUAAUGUCAGCGAUUAGAAAUUUGGUUUUUUUUGCUCCGAAUUCCCCAAUUUCAGAAUUCCCUCGUCUCCCCUUCCCUCGUCUCUUCAAUUUCAGAAAUCCCUCUCUCCCCUUCCCUGGUCUGUUCGUCAUUACCGUAAGCCGAAGUUGGUCACCCUAAGCCAUUGUCGUGUUGUUAACGCGGAGGUGGGUUCGUUGGUGGCUAUUACUUUGGAGGGUGGUGACUCGUGGAAGUUGGCGUUUGCGUUAGGGGUGGUGGCGGUCAGUCGGUUCGACACUGCGGUUUGACGAUGCGAGUUUAGUGGUGUGGAUGUUGACGGAGGUUCGCUGCUGGGUGGCGCUCUUCCAUUCCCUACUCUCUGUUCGAAGCGGUUCGUUGGUUUGAAGCGUGAGGUUGUCGCCCUAAGGCGGUUUGAAGUGGUUGCUGUUGCAGACGCUGACGACGGUUCGUUGGUGGCUGGUUUGUGGCUAGGGUUCGUGUUUUGGUCCUUGUGAGAGUUGCGACAGAGGUAGGGGUUGUUGGGGUUGGCGUGUCGAGGGCGUUGCAGUGAAGUGGUGUUGGACUGAAAUUGACUGAAAGAGGAAGGUUAUUGGGUUUGGCUCCAGCGAUGCUGAUUCAAAUGACUAGAACAAGAAGAUGGGCGAAUCCAACGUUGGUAGUGAGAGUGUUGGUGCUGGUGGAGGGAGACCAAGGCUUGUUCUGCAACCUCGGUCUCUGUCGGUGUCCAAUAAAAGGGGGGGAUGGGAAUGUGGGGAAACCUAAGGGGUUAGUCCAUUAGGAGAAGCGAUGCCAAGGGAACAAACCUGAUGGGAUUGCCUCAAGGAUUGUAUUUCUUGGUGAGGAAUAAAAAUCACUUUGAUGAAUUGAAGAAAGCUAUGCUACCUGACUUUUUGUGGACCAAACCUGAGGGUUUCCCGGAUGAGCUUCUACUGUAUGAACUGCUCAGAUCUGAUUGUCGGCAGCUUGCGAAGCAACUUUCGUGCCACCAAUGUAUCACGUUCUUGAAGGACAUUGCAAGUGAUGGUUGCUUCAGCCUUGCUAUGUUGGCCCGUAUGGAACCUACUUUGUGUGAAAAGAAUGUCUGGAUGUAUCCACGAUUAUUUUGGGAAACUGAACUCCUUGGACAGGUGCUGUACCUUGAAGCACAUGCUAUUGGAAUCUCAGAAACCGGAAUUGGUUGCUUCUUUGAAGACCCUGAUAAAGAGAUGAGAUAUGGAACAGAGCAAGAUUUGUGUCUUUGGGUGCUGUGAGCAGUGAUUUAGUUGAAGAGAGUGUGGAAGGUGAUGACCUAAGGAGCAGAAUCUUGAGGCUAAGGCUCCCCAAGCGAAGCGCCACAAACAUUCUUCAGAAAUGGGUCCUUCAAGGGAAUCCUGUUACGCUCUCUCAACUUCGAGAUAUUUCCAAAGAGCUUCGAAGAUCACAAGGGAAAGUAGUGCAAUUGUUGUUUGUUUUGUCAUAUCAUGCAAUAUGUAUCAGAUUCGUUUGGUUAAUUGUAGGUGUAGUGCAUUAGGAAUUCAAUUUUGUACGUUGCUAUUAUUCGGUCAAAUUGACCUGUCUGCUUAAGCUGGUCGGUGAACUUGUUCUAGUGCAU
Messenger RNA from Vigna angularis (adzuki bean), 1794 nucleotides. RefSeq lists its product as uncharacterized. Lineage: Eukaryota; Viridiplantae; Streptophyta; Magnoliopsida; Fabales; Fabaceae. The record is from RefSeq and is a predicted model, not a curated record. The transcript is spliced from 3 exons. Bases 1010 to 1453 code for a protein of 147 amino acids. Gene Ontology annotation, molecular function: oxidoreductase activity.